AUGGAGCGGCCCAAGUCGGUGCGCUGGAAGCCCGACGCAGCACGGCCGCAGACCUCCGUCCCGUCCGCGCCCACCUUCUACCCGACGGCCGAGGAGUUCACGGACCCCGUGGCCUACAUCAACAAGAUCCGGCCUGAGGGCGAGAAGGCCGGGAUUGCCUGCAUUGUGCCGCCUGAGGGCUGGGAGCCGCCGUUUGCUCUGGAGAAGGGCACUAAUGGACAGAGCGCCGAGAGCUUCCGCUUCAGCAUCCGCAAGCAGCUCACCUCCCACCUGUGCAUGCGCGUGGCCAACACCGGCAAGGCCACCAAGCGCAGGGAGAAGAGAGUUGAAGACCGGGGGCUGUUGUGCAGGUAUGACAGGGCAGGCGAGGAUGAGGACCCUGCGCAUGAGCAUGCUGACUUCGGCUUCGUGACUCUGGAGCGCCCCUACACGCUGCGGUCCUUUGCUGCCUACGCCGACUGGGUCAAGGCACUGCAUUUCAGCAACCCCCCGCCAAAGCUGUGCAGCUACUCUGGCCCAGAGCCCACGGUCGAGGAGAUUGAAGCCGAGUUCUGGCGCAUCGUGGAGUCCCCUGACGAGGUGGUGGAGAGCCUGUAUGGGCAGGACUUAGACUCAGGGCACCACGGGUCAGGCUUCCCUCUGCCGCCGUUCCGGCAGCGGCUGCUGGAGGCGCACCUGGCGGCCACGGAAGGCGCCAAGAAGGACGGCGAGAAGCGCAAGUUCACCCCCGAGGAGACCGUGUACAGCGAGCACAAAUGGAAUAUCAACAACAUGCCCCGCUGCAAGGGCUCAGUGCUGCGCUACCUGGUGGGCGAGGAGCUGAUCACGGGUGUCAUGGUGCCCUGGCUCUACGUGGGCUCCUGCCUGUCCGCCUUCUGCUGGCACGUGGAGGACCAUGCGCUCUACUCAGUCAACUACCUGCACAUGGGCGCCCCCAAGGUGUGGUAUGGGGUGCCUGCGCAUGCGUCCGAGGCGCUUGAGAUUGCCAUGCGCGAUGCGCUGCCUCACCUGUUUGAGCACUCGCCUGACCUCCUCUACCAGCUGGUCACACUGGUGUCUCCCACCCAGCUCAGGGCGCGCGGCGUGCCUGUGCACCGGCUCGUGCACAAGGAGGGCAGCUUUGUGAUCACCUUUCCCAACGCCUACCAUGCCGGCUUCAACACAGGCUUCAAUUGCGCGGAGGCGGUGAACUUUGGGCCGCCGGACUGGCUGCCCUGGGGCACCUACGUGGCGGACAAGUACCGGCGCGAGGGCCGCUCGGCCACGCUGUCCCACGACGCCCUCCUCAUCGCGCUCGUUGCCGCCGCGCCCGACGUCAGCGCUCGGCUCAUGCGGGAGGCCCAGGCGCGCGCACUUCCCGUAACACUAAAGCACACUCCUGGGAAGCCCAAAUUACAACACACCUGCCGUGGUGGGCCCUUUGCCGGCCUCCUUGCAUGCAUGUCAAUUGUGGGAGACAUCGUGAAAUGUCAGCUGAAGGGGAGGUGCCUGCGCACAGGUGCACUGGAUGCAGAUGGCGUGCACACAAACACAGAGGACGUGGACUGCGAGGUGUGCAAGGGGGACCUGCACCUGUGGGCGGUCGUGUCGCCCAAGUGCCCCGGCCGCGCCACCUGCGCCGAGCACGCCUCCGCCCUCGGCUGCCCCGUGGACGACAUGGUCCUCCUGUACAGGCACGCACCUUGGUCGUAUCCCCCUGCGUCUUAA
Molecule: messenger RNA, 1707 nt
Organism: Coccomyxa subellipsoidea C-169
Lineage: Eukaryota; Viridiplantae; Chlorophyta; Trebouxiophyceae; Coccomyxaceae
Product: JmjC-domain-containing protein
Exons: 10
Coding region: 1-1707 (568 amino acids)
Biological process (GO): chromatin remodeling
Cellular component (GO): nucleus
Molecular function (GO): histone demethylase activity
Source: RefSeq, a predicted model, not a curated record